AUGUAUGUUUGCUUGGAGGCUUGCAAAGUGGGGUUUAAAAGGGGUUUUAGGCCAUUGCUAGGUGUUAAUGGCUGUCACCUUAAGGGUGCUUUUCCAGGCCAGAUCAUGAUUGCAGUCAGUAAAGAUGGGAAUAAUAAUAUAUUCCCAGUUGCAUGGGCUAUUGUGGAGGUUGAAAACAAGGACAACUGGACUUGGUUUUUAGAUUUGUUGUUGAAGGACACAGGCUUUGAACAAGGCCAUGGACUAACACUAAUGUUAGACAGGCAAAAGGGCCUGAUUGAAGCUAUUGCAGUGGUGGAUUCAAAAGCAGAAGUCAGGUUUUGUGCCAGACACAUUUGGGCUAAUUUCAAGCUCAGAUUCCAUGGUGAUACUUUUAAGGAGCUGUUUUGGAAGGCAGCAAGGUCUACAAAUAAGGCUGAUUUUGAUGCUCAACUAGAAAGCAUAAGGCUCUUAGAUGAGGAGGCAUUCAACUACCUAGAUGCUAUCCCACCACAACAUUGGGCAAGGCAUGCUUUCAGCACUUUCUCUAAGUUAAACAUGCUGCUGAAUAACCUCUGUGAGACCUUUAAUGCUGUGAUCAGAGAUGCUAGAGAUAAGCCUGUCAUAACAUGCCUUGAAUGGAUUAGAAGGUAUGUUAUGAGAAGGAACACAGAAAAGUGGGAGGCAGUUCAAGCUCAGGAGGGGAGGUUUAUGCCUUAUGUGCAUAAGGUGUUCAAAUGGAUUGCAUCAUAUGCAGCAAAGUGUACUGUUGUGCCAUCUAGGUUUGAUGUGUGGGAGGUGGAUUAUGACUGUGACAGGUUUGUAGUGAACCUAAAUGAUAAUACAUGCACAUGCUUUCACUGGGAGUUGACUGGUAUUCCAUGUCCUUAUGCCUGGGCAUGUAUUGUGAAAAAAAGACUCAAGCCUGAAGAUUAUGUCCAUGAAUGUUACACAAAGCAAACAUACUUGGAAGCUUAUACCCCAACAAUCAAACCCAUGCCAGGAAUGAAGCAAUGGGAGACAUCCAACAUGGUUCAACCAUUGCCACCUCUAAUCAAGAAGAUGCCAGGGAGACCCUCCUUGAAAAAGAGAAGGAAGUAG
Molecule: messenger RNA, 1080 nt
Organism: Chenopodium quinoa (quinoa)
Lineage: Eukaryota; Viridiplantae; Streptophyta; Magnoliopsida; Caryophyllales; Amaranthaceae
Exons: 3
Coding region: 1-1080 (359 amino acids)
Molecular function (GO): zinc ion binding
Source: RefSeq, a predicted model, not a curated record